Molecule: messenger RNA, 786 nt
Organism: Psilocybe cubensis
Lineage: Eukaryota; Fungi; Basidiomycota; Agaricomycetes; Agaricales; Agrocybaceae
Exons: 6
Coding region: 1-786 (261 amino acids)
Source: RefSeq, a predicted model, not a curated record
AUGGAAUGCUUACUCACGGAUGAUGAAUUAGAAUGGGUUAGGUUGCAACCUUUUCUCCUUCAACAUGGUUAUAAGCUACGUCCUAGAUAUCAUCCAUCGUGGAAACCAUCGUGGAAAAGGCCAUGGAAUUUCUACAAAUACGAAGCAGAAUGCGAGGACUCAAUUCCGCUGAGAACGUACAAUGUUAUUGACGCAGUGCGCAUAAAAGACGGCCAUUUAAACUCGGAUGAGAUGCGGGCGGACCCCCGGAAUAAUGCAGUUCCUCUUCUUGAAGUGAUCCCUGUUCCUCUAUCUGUUCCUCUAUCUGACGAGGAUAGUGAUCCGGAUCAUGUAAUGCUCCUCGUUAUGCCCAGGCUUGCUCCCCAAGUUUUCCGAGGCAUCGAGUUCCUACAUGACAAUGGCAUUGCGCAUCGGCAAGUGUCUGAUUGCUGCCACAGUUUAUACGUUAUACUCAUGGAGAUGUUUAGGGACGCAUGCAUGUUUAAUUUCAUGAUGGACCCAACUGAUGUGAUACCUGGCGGCUUCCACCACUCGAUACAGUUUUACCAACCUGAUGGUAAAACACUCAUUCGUGUCAGGGACCGCUGCACGGUUCCAUCGCUCAAGUAUUACAUUAUUGAUUUCGAAACUGCCGAAUACUUCCCGCCAAACAGUCUAUGCACUGGUCUCAUUGGACAGGAGAAGGCUGCCCCCGAAUUAUCGCGAACUGUACCUUUUGACCCUUACAAGCUGGAUAUAUACCAACUUGGGAUGCUAGUCCACAGAUUGAUGGAGAAAAUUGCAUGA